UCCCCCACCUCACCCGCCCACCCCUCCAUCCUCCAUCUCUUCUCUCUCCUCUCGACAAGCGGCAGGAUGGACGUCGUAAAUCAGAUGGUGGCCCAGGGUCAGUUCAGGGUGCUGAAGGUUCCACUGGGCUUCAUUAAGGUCUUACAGUGGUUCUUCGCCAUCUUUGCCUUCUCCACCUGCGGCAGUUAUUCUGGGAUGUUCCGGAUGUCAGUGGAGUGUAAGAACCGGACAGACAGCGACCUGAGCAUCGAGGUGGAGUUUGAGUAUCCGUUCAGACUUCACCAGGAGCACUUUGACGCCCCCACCUGUAAGAGCGGGGACAAGGAGCGUCUCUUCCUGGUUGGCGACUACUCUUCCUCGGCCGAAUUCUUCGUCACCAUCGGUGUCUUUGCCUUCCUCUACUCCACCGCGGCUCUCAGCAUCUAUGUCUUCCUCUUCGAAAAGUACAAGGAGAACAACAAGGGCCCCCUGAUCGACCUGGGAGUGACUGCAGUUUUCACCUUCAUGUGGCUGGUGAGUUCGGCGGCCUGGGCCAAAGGUCUGUCAGAUGUGAAGACGGCGACCGAUCCGGACAAAGUGCUCACUCUCAUCUCAGCCUGCGACGCCGAGGAGAAUCAAUGUCGCGAAGUCCACGAUCCAGUCAUGUCUGGACUCAACACCUCUGUGGCUUUUGGUUUCAUCAACCUGGUCCUGUGGGCUGGAAACCUCUGGUUCGUCUUCAAGGAGACUGGCAUCAUCGCUCCCUUCAUGCGGGCUCCUCCUCCUCCUCAGGAGAAACCUGCUGCACCAGAAGCCUACGGCCAGCAGGGAGCGUACGAACAAGACCCGUACGCCAGCAACCAGGGAGGAUACCAGCCCGACUACAGCCAGCAGGGAUACAACCAGGAUGCAGAGUACGGUCAGGGCUACGGCCAGCAGGGGGCGCCCACCUCCUUCUCCAACCAGAUGUGAAGUGACAGAGAGCAGAGAAAGCAUCGGAGUGAACCAAGUGUGGGUCGCCUGCAACCUACCCACAAUGCAACGCUCCAGUCUGUCUGCAUAGUUAAUGGGAAGGGUGAGGGAGGGGAGGGCUAAGGGUUGGGGAGUUUAGAUGUUCAAUAUAAUGAGUCGAUGUGUAAAUUAUUAAAAAGAGAGUUAUAAAUAACAAAUCCACAACUUGAACAAAGCACUAGAACAACAAAAACAACAACCACUAAGGCCGACAAACCUUCUGAAACCAGUGACCAUGUGGAUAAGAGUUAAAUUCAUAUUAAAGUCAAGAACCCGUGGAGAGAAUGUAUGUUUGUGUUGUAUAGAUAUCCCCUUGAACAGAUAUAUAUUAUAGACUGAACUGUUUCUUCAUGUUUCCUAUUGAACCCAAGGACCUGCUCCAUCCCCUGUUGUAUGCCCCCGCUCCCAACAGCAACAAACCAGAUUCACAUCGGCCAAUCACGAAGCCGUUCAGACUGGGUUCACACAGAUCAGAUCCAAAACAGAUUUGAACCAAAUCAAAACCAGCUCAAACUGGAUCCAACCCGCCGACCCUGCAUCUUCCAGCGUCACCUCCCAGCUGUUUGCUGUUUGUCUUGCUGCAUGUAAAUAUCAACACAGGAAGUGAUGUCAUUCUGGAGGUGCAGUUAACCCAGUCUGGACUCCAGCUUCUUGUCGUCCCCGGGUGAAAACUGGAUCCAAAAUGGCUCCUUGGCACCACAGUUUGCACAGUUUGUGUGUUUAUUAAUGCGCUGAGCUGGAGCUUCGUUCUGCUGUUACAUUCCUGCGGCUGAUUCACAUCAGAUUAUAUCAGAUUAUCUGUGGAGAGGACACAACACUGCAGAAACAGCCGUCUAAAUUAUUAUUACUCAACCAAACAGGAAGCAGAUGAUUCUAUUGGUUUUUACUGCACUUUGUUGAACUUCAGCAUAUGUCCAGCCGAAGUCUGAAAUUACGUUCAUGUUCCGACCAUUUUAAAUGAAGUUAUUGUGACAGUAAAUGCUGCAUUAACGUAAGUUUCACUACCGUUGGCUAGUGAUGCUGUGCCAGUCAGUUAUAUCAACAUUAACCCACAUGUUAAAAUGAAAUGCAUAAAUAAACGUUACACUUUUCAAACGGAUGUUUCUGUCAGCAAACGGACAGUGUACUUGUCUUCUCCGCAGCCAAUCAGCAGCAGCCGUGAGCUGUUUUUGUCUGAAAAAGUCUGAAAAAAAAACCUUGAUGCUUCUUCUUCUUUGGUUGUUUUUCUGAAAGUGAAACUGUUUUGGGCGUCGGUAUCUUCCUCCGCAUGGUGACGUGUUUCCUGCUCGUGUUGUUCAGUGACUGAUAGGUGUGAUUCUACUUCCUGUUCUCCUGUACAGGUGUGUGUGAGUGUGUGUGUUACCUGUCCAUACUUCUACAGUAUAUUUCUCUAUCACUCUCUUUUUUUUGUCAUACAUUUUUCUUUCUUUAAUCUCGUCAUCACUUUUUAUUUCUUUCUCCAGUCUUUUCUUUUUCUCUCAAUCUUUCACUUUUCUUCUUUUUCUCUUUUUAAUCCUUCCCUCUGUCUUCUUUCCUUUUACAUUUUUUCCUCCUUUUUUUCUUCUCCUACUCUUUUCCCAUUUUCUUUUCUCUUAUCACCACCCCUUUUCUGCCACUCGUUCUUCUUGUUGUUCUUUGUGACUCUCCUCUCUGCCUCUGUGAUGUAACUUCCUGUAUCAUGAUAUUCUACUAAGCAUCCGUAACCAUGACGAUGGUUUUGACAGUGUUGAUGAUGAUGAUGUAUGUGUGACUUGUUGCUAUGGAGACCCCCCUACCCCCUCUUGUGUUAAUUCAGUGGAAAAUUUCAAUAAACAACAAACCUGUCUCUGA
This is a messenger RNA of Scophthalmus maximus (turbot), 2820 nucleotides long. It is a transcript of the gene sypa, whose product is annotated as synaptophysin a. The transcript has 8 exons. The record is from RefSeq and is a predicted model, not a curated record. Gene Ontology annotation, cellular component: synaptic vesicle; presynaptic active zone; synaptic vesicle membrane. The coding region runs from base 67 to 951 and encodes 294 amino acids. Lineage: Eukaryota; Metazoa; Chordata; Actinopteri; Pleuronectiformes; Scophthalmidae.